GGAGAAGGGGUGGAAGGGAGCGGGCCGAAGCCGCUGCAGAGCCUGUGCGAGCUGCAGCUCCGUAGCCGUGGGGAAGGCGUGGGGCGGGUCAGGCGGAAGGAGGAGGAAGGUGGUAGUGGUGCAGGAUGGCGGCGACGACCUACGAGCGGCUGAAACUGCAUAUCACACCUGAAAAGUUUUACGUGGAAGCUUGUGAUGAUGGAGCGGAUGAUGUACUUAUCAUUGACCGUGUGUCAACAGAAGUUACCCUCUCAGUCAAGAAAGAUAUUCCUCCCUCAGCUGUCACAAGACCAAUAUUUGGUAUACUGGGCACAAUCCAUCUGGUGGCAGGUAAUUACCUGAUUGUCAUUACCAAAAAGACAAAAAUAGGUGAAUUUUUCAAUCACGUAAUCUGGAAAGCAACAGAUUUUGAUGUCCUUUCUUAUAAGAAGACAAUGUUGCACUUAACUGAUAUUCAGUUACAAGAUAAUAAAACUUUCUUAGCAAUGAUAAACUAUGUCUUGAAUAUGGAUGGGUUUUACUUUUCAACAACAUAUGAUUUGACUCAUACUUUGCAGCGGCUGUCCAACACUAGCCCAGAAUUCCAAGAAAUGAGUCUCUUGGAAAGGGCAGAUCAGCGGUUUGUAUGGAAUGGUCAUCUUCUAAGAGAACUUUCUGCUCAGCCAGAGGUCCAUCGGUUUGCCCUUCCAGUAUUACAUGGCUUUAUUACUAUGCACACGUGUUCUAUUAAUGGAAAAUACUUCGACUGGAUUCUCAUCUCAAGGAGGAGUUGUUUCAGAGCUGGUGUGCGCUACUAUGUAAGAGGAAUUGAUUCUGAAGGCCACGCAGCUAACUUUGUAGAAACAGAACAAAUUGUGCACUACAGUGGGAGCAGGGCUUCAUUUGUACAGACUCGAGGAUCAAUACCAGUUUUCUGGUCUCAAAGACCAAACCUCAAGUAUAAACCAGUGCCACUGAUCAACAAAGUAGCCAAUCAUAUGGACGGUUUCCAAAGGCAUUUUGACUCACAAGUAAUUAUUUAUGGAAAACAAGUAAUAAUCAAUCUGGUAAACCAGAAAGGCUCAGAGAAGCCACUUGAACAGGCUUUUGCAACAAUGGUGUCUUCCUUGGCAAGUGGAAUGAUAAGAUAUAUUGCCUUUGACUUCCAUAAGGAAUGUAAAAAUAUGAGAUGGGAUCGACUAAGUAUUUUGUUGGAUCAGGUAGCAGAAAUGCAAGAUGAAUUAAGUUAUUUUCUAGUGGAUGCUGCUGGCAUGGUGGUGACGAACCAGGAAGGUGUGUUCCGCAGCAAUUGCAUGGAUUGUCUGGACAGAACCAACGUGAUCCAGAGUCUGUUAGCUCGUUGUUCACUUCAGGUGCAGCUGCAGAGACUAGGAGUUUUGCAUGUGGGACAAAAGCUUGAAGAACAAGAUGAAUUUGAGAAGAUUUAUAAAAACGCCUGGGCUGACAAUGCAAAUGCUUGUGCCAGACAGUACGCAGGGACUGGUGCCUUGAAGACAGACUUUACCAGAACUGGGAAGAGAACUCAGCUGGGACUUAUAAAGGAUGGCUGGAACUCACUGAUACGGUAUUAUAAGAACAACUUUUCUGAUGGAUUUAGACAAGAUUCCAUAGACCUAUUUCUGGGAAACUAUUCAGUGGAUGAAUUAGAAUCUCAUAGUCCUUUAAGUGUUCCAAGGGAUCUGAAAUUCCUGGCUUUGCCUAUUAUCAUGGUGGUUGCCUUUUCAAUGUGCAUUAUCUGUUUGCUUAUGGCUGGUGACACUUGGACAGAAACACUGGCCUAUGUACUCUUCUGGGGAGUUGCAAGCAUUGGAACGUUUUUAAUUAUUCUUUAUAAUGGCAAAGAUUUUGUUGAUGCUCCCAGAUUGGUCCAGAAAGAAAAGAUAGACUGAAUUUGUGUCUGUGGAAAGCGGCUUGGCUUGGAAGAUUCCAUUAUGCAGAACUGGAGUCUUUACUGACCUGCUUUCCACAUCAGCCUGAGGUUUCUCAAAGCCUUUAUCCAAAAGCACAUCUUGUGCUCUGUUAUAGGGGUGAUGACUUAGAGUAUCGUAUCUGAUGUUAUUGCCUUGAUGAUCUCUUUACUUUUGGGACAGUUGUAUUUAUAAUUUGAGCUCUUCUAUAAUUAAAGUAUAACCUGAAUUUCAGCUCACAGAAUGGAAGGAAUCUAUUCACUGUCAGUUUAAUCAGCUGUUGCAGAAUAAGUAAUAUAUUUAAGAAAUCUAGCUUUUUUCAUUAUUUAAAACAGUAAAAUUAUUUUUCCAGCUUAAUUUCAUUGUCAUUGUAGAAGCAGUCAUUGUUAAGCAACAUACUUUUCCACACAUCUUUGGGCCUUCAUUAAAAGUUUAAUAAGCUAACUAUAAUACGUUUAUAAAAUGUACGUCUUUCACAUACAUCAAAUAGUUGGACAAGUCAGUCUGUGGUGUCCUGGCAGGGAGGCAGAGAAUGGGGGUCUGGUAUCCCUUUGAUGUUUCAGUUGGGCUGCCUUCUGAGUUCAGUCAGCCUGGACUGCUGUGGUCGGACCAGCAGUUUAAGUGUGAUGAAAAAGUUCAAAUAUACUUUAUCUUUUUUAAAAGGUGUAAAUGAAAUCAAAGAAUGUAAAGUUUAUCUCUUAUGCUAAAGGUCCAAAGCCACCUCAGUUCUAAGGAUUGGCCCAGUGGGGAAAGUAUCCUUGGUUGGUAAGCUGCUUCCUCCUGGAUGCUUUGGUGUUUUUGGUGUCAUUACUGGGACAUGCAAACCUCCAAGAGGGUCUUGUGCUGGAUUUGAUACUGUACUUGGAGGCAGCAGCUGCUUUUCCACACAUGGUACCAUUGAUGCUUUCCACUCGGUAAAGUUUUGUUAGCUAUGAAUAAGUGCGUCUAAAAACAAGUGCUUCUAAUGUAGAGUUCUCCAAAUCAAGGACCAAUGUAGACUUUAAUUUAUGUGCAAAACAAACCUGAAAAAUAUGCUUUAGAAGCUGUGCAUAGUUCUAAUUAUAAGUUGGGCUGUAUACUUAAUUGUAAUUAAUGAGGUUUAAAUAUUAGAAAAGUAUGUAAGGUAGUAUAAUGGCCACUAUUUUAAAACAAUUGAAUUAAAUUAAAUACUGCUACAACAUUUGUGUGUGCUUAAAAAUAUGUACAGUUGUUUCCAGUAGUAAUACCUUAUGUUGUCUUUAAAUAUCUCUAAAAGCGCCUUUAUUUCAACAUUACUUUUUUUCAACAUGGUCUUUUAUAAAUGUUAACAAGAGUUGUUGCUUUUAGAAACUUUAAAGGAAAUAAUAGCUGGAAAACCCUCUGUAGCUUAAAAUCAGUCAUUAAUCUGAUUUUCACAAUAAAAUCACAAAUAGGGUAAGUGAUUAGAACUGCCUAGUCUUAAUGUGGACCAUAAGCAUAAUUUGCUCCAAAGGUGAAAUACUGGAACUUAGUCCAUGUCUGCUGUAAUAUGUUACUCAGAUGCUACUGGGCAUUUCAAGGUAAGAGCUUGUUUCAACGGCUACAGUGAAGACCAAAUCCGAACUGCUGAUGUGGCUGCUUGGCAGCAAAUGGACUAAUUUGGUGCGUUAGAUUUUAAGGUAUUAAUAUUUCAGAAUCCUGCAAUGAUUUUAUUUCUGGAUUCAUGUACUGUACAUCCAUAAAUGAAAAUAAAAUGUCAUAUCCUUUUCUAA
This is a messenger RNA of Manis pentadactyla (Chinese pangolin), 3637 nucleotides long. It is a transcript of the gene SACM1L, whose product is annotated as SAC1 like phosphatidylinositide phosphatase. The record is from RefSeq and is a predicted model, not a curated record. Gene Ontology annotation, molecular function: phosphatidylinositol-4-phosphate phosphatase activity. The coding region runs from base 126 to 1889 and encodes 587 amino acids. Gene Ontology annotation, cellular component: endoplasmic reticulum. Gene Ontology annotation, biological process: phosphatidylinositol dephosphorylation. Lineage: Eukaryota; Metazoa; Chordata; Mammalia; Pholidota; Manidae. The transcript is spliced from 20 exons.